Messenger RNA from Trichosurus vulpecula (common brushtail), 6360 nucleotides. It is a transcript of the gene FOSL2, whose product is annotated as FOS like 2, AP-1 transcription factor subunit. Bases 35 to 1012 code for a protein of 325 amino acids. Gene Ontology annotation, cellular component: nucleus. The record is from RefSeq and is a predicted model, not a curated record. Lineage: Eukaryota; Metazoa; Chordata; Mammalia; Diprotodontia; Phalangeridae. Gene Ontology annotation, biological process: regulation of transcription by RNA polymerase II. The transcript is spliced from 4 exons. Gene Ontology annotation, molecular function: RNA polymerase II cis-regulatory region sequence-specific DNA binding; DNA-binding transcription factor activity, RNA polymerase II-specific.
CACCCUGUUUCCUCUCGGGCUCCCACCACGGAUCAUGUACCAGGAUUAUCCCGGGAACUUUGACACCUCGUCCCGGGGCAGCAGCGGCUCUCCAGCGCACGCCGAGUCUUAUUCCAGCGGCGGCGGCGGCCAGCAGAAAUUCCGGGUAGAUAUGCCAGGAUCUGGCAGUGCCUUCAUCCCCACGAUCAAUGCCAUUACCACCAGCCAGGAUCUCCAGUGGAUGGUGCAGCCCACAGUCAUCACCUCUAUGUCGAAUCCAUACACCCGCUCCCACCCCUACAGCCCACUGCCAGGCCUAGCCUCGGUCCCGGGACACAUGACUCUUGCAAGACCUGGGGUGAUCAAAACCAUCGGCACCACCGUGGGCAGGAGAAGGAGAGAUGAGCAGCUGUCUCCCGAAGAAGAAGAGAAGCGAAGAAUUCGGAGAGAGCGGAACAAGCUUGCUGCGGCCAAGUGCCGUAACCGACGCCGGGAGCUGACUGAGAAGCUGCAAGCGGAAACAGAAGAGCUGGAGGAAGAGAAGUCGGGGCUGCAGAAGGAGAUAGCUGAGCUGCAGAAGGAGAAGGAGAAGCUCGAGUUUAUGCUGGUGGCACAUGGGCCUGUGUGCAAGAUCAGCCCCGAAGAGCGUCGGACCCCGCCAUCCCACAGCCUGCAGUCCAUGCGCCCCGGCAGCGGGGUAGGUACUGUUGUGGUGAAGCAAGAGCCCUUGGAAGAAGAGAUCCCAUCCUCCUCCUCUUCAGCCCUGGACAAGGCCCAGAGGUCCGUCAUUAAGCCCAUCAACAUUGCUGGGGGCUUUUAUGGGGAGGAGCCCCUCAACACCCCUAUUGUGGUGACCUCCACUCCAGCCAUCACCCCGGGCACCUCCAACCUGGUCUUUACCUACCCAAACGUGCUGGAGCAGGAGUCCCCCGUGUCCCCUUCUGAGUCAUGCUCCAAGGCCCACCGGAGAAGUAGCAGCAGCGGGGACCAGUCUUCAGACUCCUUGAACUCUCCCACUCUCCUGGCUUUGUAACCCAGCUGGGUGCUGUCCUUCCCAGCUCUGGAGGGGAAUGAAGGGAAGCCACCCUCCACCUUCUCCACUGUCUCCUUCCCAGGGACCAGCACACUGGCAAUGAGUGACAGCAGAGGAGAGGGACACUACAGGAGAGUUUGGCUCUGGGGAGAAUGAAGUGGACUCUGGAGAUGAGGAGUACGAAGGACCGCAGGACAAACCAGUGGAUGAAGUGGGGACUCCCUCAUUAAUCCCACAGGCAGUUCCUGUUACCUUCGAAACUUGGGAGAAUUCUGUUUUGUGGAUUCGUGUAUCUCCCUGAAGUUGGUCUGGACCAUUGCUUUCCCUUUCUUCUGAUAUUGUAUCUUGGAGUGACGGUUUCUUUCCUUGGCUUCCUUUCCCCCAUGGUGGCACAUUCGGUGCCUUCCCUCCCACUCAAACCAUUCCUGUUCAGCUUGAUUCCCCUUAUAUCGAUUUCUCUCCCUUUUUUGUUUCUCACCCUUCCGGGACAUUUCACGAGGGUGGUCUCAGCACUUAAGACUCCCUUAAGAAUCUUUAUUUGUUUCUGGAGGUAGGGCUGUGAGUAAAUAAUUUUCCUUGAGUCUGAAGUGUGUGGCUUGGGAUACUGGGCCUAAAACCAGGAAACAAGCCACCAAAGGCUCCCCCAGAGACAUGUCCCAUCCCUACCUCCUGGAGCUCUCGAUAGAGACAACUCCGUGGCCUUUCCCACCCUCUGUGCAGAGCUGGGGAGAGGCAGUUGCUGUUCUAAGAAGAAGGUGUUCGUGGAGGCAGGAGAUGAGAGGCACAGCUCCCCGUGGGUGCGUGCCUGCGUGUGUGCGUGCAGUCAGAGCUGGCUUUGCAAAAUGCUUAAUUACCAACCCAGGAAUAGCGCCAACAAAGCCAGGAGGGUGCCAGCACUGGCUUCCCCCUCUUCGCUGCUGCCUCGAACAGGGCGUCUCCCAUAAUUACUGCCUCUCCACUUGGGCCAGGGACCCUUCUCUCUCCCGCCUGCCUGCCUGCCUGCCUCUGGAGGCCUCCCUCCCCUGGGAAUCAAGGCAGCCCUCUCCAGGCUCCACCCUCUCCCCCUACAGACGCUCAGAGUGACGCCACCCACGGAGUUUUAAUGAGCGUGGGCCAACUCUCCCCAUCCCUACUGAGGCGGCCCCUCCCCAGCACUGAGGGGAGACACCAUGAUAAAGCAUUGGCCUAGGAUAAAAAGGGAAUGGGGAGAGGGGUGGGGUGGAAGAAGGAGGUAGUUGCUAGGAUGGUUUUUUGCAGCUCUCUCUGGCACCCAAGCGCAAACAGACCAAUCUCAACCCCUAUGCCCUUACUUGUCUCUGUUAUUACACUGAUGAGGACAGCUCCUGUCCCCUCUGGCACUUUGCUACCUGGUGGAUUGAGAGUUUUUUUCCACUUUAAUCUCCCUCCUCCCCCAACCUUCUCUUCUGAUCCAGGCAAUUCAAUGAUGAUCACUAGUAUGGGGUCACUGAGCUGAUUUUGCUUAUUCAGAGUGGGGCCAGAUCUGUUUGAUCCCCCUGCCUGCUAAUGGCUGAGGUAAGCUUUCUCCUCCUGCUGCUGUGGGAGAGCAGAGAGCCUCAUUUUACAUGUGGGAAGAGAGUCAUCUGGCCUCCAUUGAGAAUACAGCUUCUGCCAGGCCCAGCCCCUUUCCCUUCACCCCUCUAACUAAAGCCUCAGGUCCUGGGGUCAGGUAGGGGAUUUUCUUUCGGGUCCAUUAACUUGGUUCCUAUCAAUCCUCCUGAUCAGUAACUAAUUGAUCCAGUCACCUUGGCAAGGUUUUCCUUUGGUUUAAAUCCAUUCCCACAGAGGCAUUCCUUUGAAGGAGACCCACUUGCUGGGAAUUAGGCUCCAAAGAUUGGGUGUUAUUUUUUAAAACAUUUACUUCAAUCAAGCCCAGUGGGGGCGGGUUUUCUAAAUCGGACACUGGAGUGAGCAAUGAGAUGUUAAACUGCUUCAUUGGCUCACUCAGAUCAAUUACAUGGCCAUAUCUAAUAUAGAUUGGGCACCCAACAUCCAUUGGUCACCUAGGAAUUUGACAUAGCUCCUUUCUACUGGUCCCUUAUGGCUGGGGUAGUGUGUGUGUGUGAUUGCUACAUAAGAUGCUGGGAAAACCUAGAUUAGGAGGAGGAUGGGAUCUCAUUAAAAAUGUACAUUUUUCUUAAAACAAAACACUUCAGUGCAAAAUGCUUUAAAACCAGUUUCGUUUCCACAUUCCCUGGCCCUGUUAGAAACUCCUUCAUGAUUGUCCAGGAGGCUCUGAGAACUCGAUCCCUUAAGUAAACUUGAAUGUUUUGGGUUUCUGACUUCCAGUUAAGCAAAGAACUCCUGAGUCAGCCAAGACCCAGCAUGAGGUGGUGGAAAGUGAAUGAGACAGGCCUUACUCUUAAAGGGUUAAUCAUCUCUAGUUGCAUUGGUAUCCAAGCUGGAGCCCUUUGCUUUUAUAUGCAUAUACAUAUAUAUAUAUAUAUAUUAAAUGAAGCUGCUUUUUUCUGGUCUUAAAAAUACCCUUUACUUCCCUCUUUGCCCAGGACUGACCUGAAGGUAGGUCAAGUCUCUUCCACUGAGGCUACUCUGGACAAUGAAUAGGCAUGGAUCGUGGGGCUUCAUUCAUUCAUUCAACAAGCAUCUCUUAAGUACCUACUAUGUGCCAGGAACUCCACUAGGCUCUGGGGAUACAAAAACAAGCAAAAGUGCUCCCUAACCUUGAGUUCACAUUCUUCACAUUUAGAUCAAUCAGGCAACAAACAUGAAGUACCUACCUUGUCCCAGUCACUGUUAGGUAAUAGGGGCACAAAGACAAAAAUGAUAGUCCUUGCCUUCAGGGAUGUUUGUUGAGUGGAACGGAAAGCCAUGUUGACUUUGGGACCAUUUGUAGGCCAAAGCUAGGUGACCCAUAUAACACCUUCAGAAGGUCUUAUAGCUCGAGGCCUUCUCCACUCAGGACCUGCUCUUCUGUGGAAGCUCUCUCAAAGAUAAUGGUUUUAUUCAGGGAAGAUGAAAUUUGCACCUACGUGAUGAUUAAUAUCUUCAGUUUUCUGACCACUCCUUCCAGGGAAAAGUCAGAGAGCUUGAUGCAUCUACACACAAAUACACAUAUUAUUUCUCCAAGCAGGAGUUAGUGUCAGGUCAGCUAGAAAAGAGUGUUGGAGUUGAGUUGUUUGGGAUGGGGACUGCUCUGUUUCCCAGGGUAUCAGGGUCAAUGAGGCAGCUCUUUAGUCUGGAGUCAGCCUGGGCUGGGAGCAGCUUUCUGAGAAGACCAGGGCAUGUUCUGAGCCAGAGUAUGGAACGCCCAGUCCUUUCUGCUGCCUGGCUGACCUCUCUGAGAACAAGCUAUUCUCUGGCUGGACUGAGGAGGGCCAACUGACUGGGAAGGGAGGGAGGAUCUAGGUGAAACUUAGAAAAUUGCCAGGGCCAGUUCCAAGAAAAGAAGAUUGGUUUUUGUUUUUUUGGGGAAAAAAAUAAACAUUUUCUUCUGCCUGCCUGGAGGGCCGUGCACAUCCAUUCUGGUCCAAUGUCUUGAGUCAUCCUCUGAAGAAUCUGACAAACAAAGCUAAGCAGAAGCUGCUGGUGGUGUUUCUCCUUUCUGCCUCCAUGUAGGCUUUGCCCUUCGUUGGGCUGCAACCCUCCCCACAGCUCAUGCUCUGGAGAGAUGAAAGGUUUCUUCUCCUUUUCUUGUGGAGCAAUCAGUGCUGGUCUGGUCCCCCGGAUCUUACCCCUGCUGGGUAGUUUUCCUUCUCUAACCAGACACCCUGAGAACUACCUGUUUCCUCCUUUGUACCUCUAACACUUCCUGAGGUUAGAGUUGAGGGGACAGUGUCGUGCCCGCUAGGGUUCCACAGUAAUGAUCAAACAGCUUGUUAGAAAUGAAAGGGUUAUCAUUACAGUAGCUGCUGUCUUUGUCUCCCUGUCUCCUCCCUUUUCUUCCUCCCAUCCUUCUUCCUCAUCCUCUUAAUGAGGGGACUGGACUAGAUGACUUCUCUGAUCCUUCACAGCUCCAAAUCUCUGACCCUCUGAUUCUCUUCCUCCUCCUCCUCCUCCUCCUCCUCCUUUCCCUCUCCUCUCCCUCCCUCUCUGCUUUCUUCCUCUUCUCUUGAAGUUGACAUUUUCCAUCCCUCUACUUUGCUUCAUCUCCUGUAAAGAAUGGCUUUGGAGUCAGCCAUGAUUGCUACCUUUGUGAGCUUUGGGCAAGUCACAAUCUCCUUGGGCCUCAGUUUCCUCAUCUGUAAAACAGCAGAUUAACUGGUCUCUGAGGUCCCUUCAAGCUCUAAAUCUAUGAUAUGAUGAUACUCUUGCUUCUCCUCCUUCUCUUAGCACCUUUACUUUGGAGGUACAGUCCAAGGCUAGCUAGUCUAGGACAAGAUGGUUUUGGCCGAUACGAUUUUAUUUUCAGUGCUUAACCAAAUCUGUUUGAAGCCUUCAUCAUUUGCUUGUUUAGCCCUCUUUUUAAAAGCCAAGAUCUCCUUGUUGGCAGGCAAAUGUGUAUAUGUGUGUGACUGCUCCAGCAAAUAAAACCCAAUCUAACCACCACUAACAAAAACUUCCCAUGUUCCUUCCCCCCCCCUAAAAAUUAAAAAAGGGGUUAUUUUGUGUGUUUUUAUUUCCUAAAUCCCCUAGCAUGCUAGCAACAGCAGGAUCCUAAAGGGGUGGGUCAAACAUUGGGGGAUGGAGGGAGAACACAAUCUACAUUUAUUUCAUUAUUUAUUAAAAUGUUUACAUUUUCUUUGUGUUAUUCUAAACCUGACUAUAAAAAGAAAGCAUUAAAAUACUCAGUUCUGGGGUUGUUUUUUUUGGUAAGAUUUUUUUUUAGGCUGAUGAUGCUUUUUUUUUCCCUUCUAAAAUGGUUUGUGACUUGUGUUUGUAUAAAAUGUACAAAGAGGUUUUGUGUCUAAAAAUGGAUGGUCAUUCCUUUUGGGGCAGAGGUCAGGAAGAAGUCCAGCAUGGUAUGAAAAUAUGAUCAGAGCCCUGUUCCCUAGAAAUUGUUUUCUCUCCCUGUGUGAUUAAAAGUCAGUUCCAUUUAUUCUAGUUUGUGGUUAAUUAAUAGUGAAAAAGAAACUACUCGUCUGUGUAUAGAGAAUAGGUAUCAGGGUGUCUUUUUUUGGCAAGGGGAGGAGAAAGGAAUUGUAUAUAUUUUGAUAUAUGUUCAAAAUAAUAAAUCAUUGUGUAUUAGGAAUAUGUCGUUGACAGACAUUGAAGUCUGCUUUAAAGACCUUGAAAGGCAAAACAAGUCCAAGAAGAUUCAUACGGAUCUGUGGGGAAUUGAACUAUUUCUUGAGCAUCAGUUUGGGCUUUUACUUUUUUUCGGUUUCCUUCUUAAAGUGACAGUGAUUUUUUGCCUGGGAUGAGACCCAAGG